Messenger RNA from Nyctereutes procyonoides (raccoon dog), 681 nucleotides. It is a transcript of the gene CUNH11orf98, whose product is annotated as chromosome unknown C11orf98 homolog. Bases 72 to 464 code for a protein of 130 amino acids. The record is from RefSeq and is a predicted model, not a curated record. NCBI's taxonomy places the organism in Eukaryota, Metazoa, Chordata, Mammalia, Carnivora, Canidae. The transcript is spliced from 4 exons.
CCGGGGGCGGGCCUACGUCGACGCUGCGCCGAGGCAAAACGCGGUCUUGGAACCACGUUCGCUGCGCAGCCAUGGGGCCUCCCGGGGGGAAGAUCAACCGGCCCCGAACGGAGCUGAAGAAGAAGCUGUUCAAGCGCCGGCGGGUGUUGAACCGGGAGAGGCGACUGAAGCAUCGGGUAGUCGGGGCUGUGGUAGACGAAGGGCUGAUCACACGGCACCACUUGAAGAAGCGGGCGUCCAGUGCACGUGCCAACAUUACUCUGUCUGGGAAGAAGCGCAGAAAGCUCCUCCAGCAGAUCCGGCUGGCCCAGAAAGAGAAAGCAGCCAUGGAAGUGGAAGCCCCCACAAGGCCAGUCAGGACUAGUGGACCACAGCCCAAGCGACAAAAGAAGACAAAAGCACCCCAGGAUAUAGACAUGGAGGACCUUGGAGAUGAGAGGGGACUCUCUCACCCCUUCCACUAGAAGAUUCUCAGCUGGAGCCAGAAAGACUCUAGUUGUUCAGAGGACUUUGGAGAAGGCAUUGCCCCUUUUCAUUCUCCCCAGACUCCUCUUCCUUCAUGGCCUAGUGACCUGUCAUGGAGGGAUAUGUUAAGAGGAAGAGGGUGGUGAAGAAAGACUGGAGAACGUGGCCCCCUUGCAGUCAGCUCCACUUGUAAUAAAGUUCUAGAGUUCUCUUUGA